Messenger RNA from Gossypium raimondii (Peruvian cotton), 1518 nucleotides. RefSeq names its product pyruvate dehydrogenase E1 component subunit beta-2, mitochondrial. Lineage: Eukaryota; Viridiplantae; Streptophyta; Magnoliopsida; Malvales; Malvaceae. Gene Ontology annotation, molecular function: pyruvate dehydrogenase (acetyl-transferring) activity. The transcript has 15 exons. Bases 31 to 1119 code for a protein of 362 amino acids. The record is from RefSeq and is a predicted model, not a curated record. Gene Ontology annotation, biological process: pyruvate decarboxylation to acetyl-CoA.
AAUCAGAAACCUAAAUUGAAGAAGGAAAAGAUGUUGGGAAUUGUAAGGCAAAAGAUGUUGGAACAGUCAUUGAAGAAGAUUCGACCUGCCGUGUCGGUGCUGAGAAGUUACUCAUCUGCUGCAAAACAGAUGACUGUAAGAGAGGCAUUAAACUCUGCUCUCGAUGAGGAGAUGUCAGCUGAUUCGAAAGUCUUUUUGAUGGGUGAAGAGGUCGGAGAAUAUCAGGGUGCAUACAAGAUAACCAAGGGGCUUCUCGAUAAGUACGGACCCGAGAGGGUUCUUGAUACUCCGAUUACUGAGGCUGGUUUUACCGGAAUUGCGGUUGGUGCUGCUUACUAUGGUGUAAAGCCUGUUGUGGAGUUCAUGACAUUUAACUUCUCCAUGCAGGCAAUCGACCACAUUAUUAACUCUGCCGCAAAGACAAAUUACAUGUCUUCUGGCCGGAUAUCCGUACCCAUUGUUUUUAGAGGUCCUAAUGGUGCUGCAGCCGGUGUCGGUGCCCAACACUCUCAGUGUUAUGCCGCAUGGUACGCUUCUUGUCCUGGGUUGAAAGUGCUGGCACCGUACAGUUCUGAAGAUGCUCGUGGACUUCUCAAAGCUGGUAUUAGAGAUCCUGACCCGGUUGUUUUCCUUGAGAAUGAGUUGUUAUACGGUGAAUCCUUCCCUGUUUCUGAUGAAGUUCUCGAUUCCAGUUUUUGUCUUCCAAUUGGAAAAGCUAAGAUAGAGAGGAAAGGAAAGGAUGUGACCAUUGCAGCUUAUUCAAAAAUGGUGGGCUAUGCUCUUAAGGCAGCCGAGACGCUUGAAAAGGAUGGAAUCGAUGCUGAGGUUAUAAAUUUACGUUCCAUUAGGCCACUAGAUAGAUCCACGAUCAAUGCCUCGGUCAGGAAAACCAACAGAUUAGUAACAGUUGAAGAAGCGUUUCCACAGCACGGUGUCGGUGCUGAAAUCUGCGCAUCUAUUGUGGAGGAAAGUUUUGCAUAUCUCGAUGCACCGGUUGAGAGAAUCGCCGGAGCUGAUGUUCCUAUGCCAUAUGCAGCAAAUCUCGAGAGAAUGGCUGUGCCACAGGUCGAAGAUAUAGUCCGUGCUGCAAAGAGAACUUGCUAUAGAUCGGUAUCGUAGGCUGCUGCUCCAUAAUCAAAACCAGUCCAGGCAGCUUUCUUUUCCUAAUACAUGAAUCAAGAGAGAUCGAUUCUCAACACUGUGGGGGGGAGGAGCUGAUUUCUCAAGCCAAGAUUUAUGUUUUGUAGCAUAAGGUAAUAGAAUUAAUACGUCUAUAACAUGAAAGUUAUCAUGUCUUGAAAUAAGGUUUACUGUGCGAAAGGAACUAAUGUUGUAAUGAGCUCAUAAAUGGCAAACCAACGGGCUCGGCUGGGUUCAGAUUGGAUUGUUUUGAAACUCCAUAUAUUGGUGUUCAAUUUCGGGUUUAGAUUAUUUCAUAUUUAAAUAUUUAGGGGAUUAAGAUAUAUGGAUUUCAGACUAUGUCGAUUUUUUACCAUCUUUGAUUCAGAUUUUUUUCAA